GAGGAGCAAAGGGGGAACCUUUAGGAGGUUGCAACCGGAAGUGGGGCUCCCUGGCGCCGGAAGCAGGAAGUGCCGCAUCUCGUGCUUCUGUCUUGGCAGCCAAGAGGAAGGCGCCUUUUCUCCAGCAGCUCUUCCCAAACUGUGAAUGUCCCAGGGAGCGAAAGCAGCAGCACUGGAUCCACGGCUCUUGAACUCGGACGACACCAGCUGUCCCUGGAAACAGCUUCUGAGAGCGCGGUCGCAUUCUGCAAACAAUUCCUUGGAUCGCACACAACCCCUGCAGGCGCAUUUCCACCUUGGGCUGACAGAGCAUCAUGUCGCAAGCCACCAAGCGCAAGCAUGUGGUGAAGGAGGUCCUGGAGGAGCAUGUGGUCCCUUCCGAGAGGCAGCAGAUUGUCCGGGUUCUGGGAACCCCAGGCAACAACCUCCAUGAGGUGGAGACCCCCGAAGGGACGCGGUUCCUUGCAAGCAUGCCUACAAAAUUCAGGAAGAAUAUUUGGAUCAAAAGAGGUGACUUCCUGCUGGUGGAUCCCAUAGAAGAAGGGGAGAAAGUGAAAGCAGAGAUCAGUUUUGUCCUCUACAAAGACCACGUGCGCUACCUGAAGAAGGAAGGUUAUUGGCCCGAAGCCUUCUUAGAUGAAGUGGCUGGGACUCACAGGGCCAUUAAAGAGAGGGACGUGGCACGAAGCCCACCGCGCUCAGCCGGGGAGGAAGACUCCGAGGACGACGCUGACCUGUUUGUGAACACCAACCGGGUCAAUUACGACUAUGAGGAGAGUGAAGACAGCAGUGACUCAGAGGAGGAAGAGGAAGAGGAGAAUGAGAAGUAAAGCAGAGCAGCCCAAACUAGCCCUGGGAGCCUGACCCAUCCAGGAUGGGAGCUCACUGAUCAAACCUCUCAGGCUCUCACCUUUACCCUGGACUAGAUGUUUUCUGAGGAGGCCAAGGUGGACUUCAGCAAUUCUGAGUAGCUGUUGCAAAGUCAGGAGCAGCCUUGGCUCAUUCUUUGAAGAGCGUUUUGACCUUGUACUCCAGGUCUCUUCUCCUUCUCUCUUCUGCCUUAUUUAAUAAAUGUGUGCUCCAAGCCUA
This is a messenger RNA of Sceloporus undulatus (fence lizard), 1089 nucleotides long. RefSeq names its product eukaryotic translation initiation factor 1A domain containing (gene EIF1AD). Gene Ontology annotation, molecular function: translation initiation factor activity; RNA binding. The record is from RefSeq and is a predicted model, not a curated record. NCBI's taxonomy places the organism in Eukaryota, Metazoa, Chordata, Lepidosauria, Squamata, Phrynosomatidae. Gene Ontology annotation, biological process: translational initiation. Gene Ontology annotation, cellular component: nucleus. The coding region runs from base 315 to 830 and encodes 171 amino acids. The transcript has 7 exons.